This is a messenger RNA of Cuscuta campestris, 1613 nucleotides long. Lineage: Eukaryota; Viridiplantae; Streptophyta; Magnoliopsida; Solanales; Convolvulaceae. The record is from the annotation of a GenBank genome assembly.
CUAACACUUGUGUCGGUGUAAACCAUCAAAAUGUUUGUGUAUAAAUGAGGUACAAUUUGUAGUGUAAGUAUAGCACAACAGUUGGUGAAAAAUCACAAAAUAACACACAAGUAAGCUUACGUUUAACCAAUCUGCUGGUAUCUCGGUUUUGUCAUCUACUUUUCUUCGUCUAUACUUCUUCCUCCCAUGGAGGAAUCCGAAGACGCAAACCCCGUCAAGAAGAAGCACCCAUCCCUUCCCGAAAACUAUGUCACGAUCGCGAUGCUCAAGGAGCGAUGGCUCCAGAGGAAGAAACAAGAGGAGGAGGAAGAACACCUGAAGCUGCAACGCAAUCCCAAGCCCGACCCAAUCGAAGAAAACCCUAACUAUGUCACGCUCUCGAUGCUCAAGGAGCGAUGGCUCCAGGCGAAGAAACAAGAGGAGGAGGAGCUGAAGCCGCCUGACCCCAUCCACGAAAACCCAAACGGGUCGAAACCCCCAUUCCGGAACCGGAAUCGCCCGAAGGAUCGGAGAGGAUGCGUGAAGGAGUACGAGGAGGGGCCUGAAAGCAUCGAUUCGUUGUCGAUUGGGGGGAAUCGGGAUAUGAGGGCAGAGGAGGUGAAAUUGGGGUUCCCGGAAAGAAGAAAACCUAGGGUUCUGGAAAAUGUGAAAUUGCUGGCAAGUGUAGCGGCUCAGAUUGUCCCGAGCGAGGAGAACAGUGGGAAAGAGGGAGGCAGUGAGCUUCAGUUGGCUGAAAAUGGAGUCUACAAGGCGUCUGGCAGAUCACGUAGUGGAAGGAAGAAGAAGCGGAAAAAGGGUUUCAAGAGAAAUGAGGGUAGAAUGAAUGUUCAGCAGCAGGGAGAGGAAGGAUUGGGGGAGAACAGAAACAAAGACGGCAAUGGGUUUGUUGGAUUGGCCGAAGAUACAACGCAUCCGGUGGUGAAAAUUGAAGAGAGGUUUCAGGAUUUAUCAAUGAAUGACCCGAAAAAUGCCAAUGUUAAAAAGAGGGCAACCAAGGUUAAAGACCAGCAACGGAGCACACAGUGUGAGAAGAUGGCAGAGGAGGAGAGGAGGUUUAGAGGCGGUCGAAAGGAUAGAAUGAGGAUCAGCAGUGGUGGUGGUGGGUGGCGGCAGAUGGGACACAGAAGGGCGUCUUCUACAAGGGUUGGAGGAGAUCAAUUAGUGUGGGUAAAGAAGGGAGAAAACCCCGGUGGCUGCGUUACUGCUGAUUUCAAUUCUAAGGUUCCAUCUAUGGAUACAGAUGUAUGCAACCUCAAUCAAAAGGCUCUGUUAUGGAGAAAGGAAGAAGACUCACCUAAACAUUCUAAGUACCGUAAAUUCUAAAAUGACUUGAGAACACUGGCCCCUUUUUGGUUCCUUCAUUAGGCAAGAAAACAUGGUAAGCAUUUAUUAAGGGAAAAAGCUACUUCGCCUCCAAGAAUGUCGCCGACCUCCUUUUCCCUUCUUGCAGACAUGUUGUAUAUGUGCUAUCCGUGCACGUCUCUGUGUCUGUGAGAAGAAAAAUGGAGUUUGGGGCAAUGUCUCAUUGCUCUUCAUUAAGAUACUUGGGUUAAUGCUCCAUGCUUAUUAUUCUAUAAAUAUUAAUUCGGCCAGAAAAAAUCUACUUCGUACUA